UCAGUUCUUGGCAAUGUUUCCCAGCCCCAGCACGUCCACUCCCUUCUCUGUAAAGGAUAUAUUAAACCUGGAGCAGAGUCAUGACGUUAUGGUGUCUUCUCUGGACGUUUCUUCUCGAAUGGACUGCUGCACCGUGCCGACCUCCUCCUCCUCCUCCUCCUCCUCCUGCAUGCUGGCCCGCCUGAAGCAGGAGCCUCUGCGGGACAUGUCGUCCGCCGCCGCCUCGAUGUUUGGAGAAGACCUCCACGACUCCAGAGCCGGCAGAGGCAAUGCCCUCAACUAUGCUACCUUUUAUGGGAAAUCCCUCAUGGAGAUGGAUGUAGUUAAGGAUGGGAAAUCAGACGCGUUUGAGGGGAAACGCAGAAAAGAGGACUUCAGCCCUCCGACCGAGCCUGCGGACGACAUAAAAACAGAGGACGCAGGGAGACCCAAGCCCCGGAGACGCAGGAAGCCGCGGGUCCUGUUCUCCCAGGCGCAGGUGUACGAGCUGGAGCGCCGCUUCAAGCAGCAGAGAUACCUGUCCGCGCCGGAGAGAGACCACCUCGCCGGGGUGCUAAAACUCACCCCGACCCAGGUGAAGAUCUGGUUCCAGAACAGGAGGUACAAGUGCAAGCGGCAGCGGCAGGACCAGAGCCUGGAGAUGGUGUCUCUGCCGCCGCCCAGGAGGGUGUCGGUGCCGGUGCUGGUGCGGGAUGGGAAGCCUUGCCUGGCGGCAGACACAGCCACUUACAACCCCUCCUACAGUAUGGGUCACAUCAACCAUUUCACCUAUAACAACUAUCCAGCUUUCAGUAACUACACCAGCCCCGGCUGCAACACAAACUAUGCGUGUAACUACCCUGCAGCCACAAUGCAAACUAUGCAAGGGUCCUCCAACAACGGGAAUUACAUGAACUUUGGGGUGGGGGACCUGAAUAAUGUCCAGAACACAUUUCCCUCCAGUAACGGGGUGUCUUCGUUACAUGGCAUUAGGACAUGGUAA
Perca flavescens (yellow perch) is the source of this 982-nucleotide messenger RNA. RefSeq names its product NK2 homeobox 5 (gene nkx2.5). The record is from RefSeq and is a predicted model, not a curated record. Gene Ontology annotation, cellular component: nucleus. Lineage: Eukaryota; Metazoa; Chordata; Actinopteri; Perciformes; Percidae. The transcript is spliced from 2 exons. Gene Ontology annotation, biological process: regulation of transcription by RNA polymerase II; cell differentiation. Gene Ontology annotation, molecular function: RNA polymerase II cis-regulatory region sequence-specific DNA binding; DNA-binding transcription factor activity, RNA polymerase II-specific. The coding region runs from base 14 to 982 and encodes 322 amino acids.